GCAAAUGUUACUUGCCAACAAAACAGACGACUCGAUAGUCUGCUAUGCGCCGACCAUGAUAACAACAAACGGAGUAUGGCAGGGCGAUAACCCUUUGGAUUACUCUCUACCUCUCUUUAUAUUGCAAUUAACUUUGAUCGUCGUUGCCACUCGUGUGCUGGUUUUUCUCCUCAAACCCUUUCGCCAACCUCGUGUAAUCUCAGAAAUUCUGGGUGGAGUGAUAUUGGGUCCAUCAGUACUUGGAAGGAGCUCUGCAUUUGCCAACACAGUAUUUCCUCUAAGAAGUGUGAUGGUGCUUGAGACAAUGGCAAAUGUGGGACUCCUUUAUUUCCUCUUCCUGGUUGGAGUAGAGAUGGACAUUUCAGUAAUCCGGCGAACUGGUAAAAAGGCCUUGGUUAUUGCCGUUUCCGGCAUGGUCUUGCCCUUCCUCAUCGGUGCUGCCUUUUCCUUCGUUCUGCACAGAAAAGAUCAAACUAUGACACAGGGGACUUUCAUCCUCUUCCUUGGAGUUGCUCUCUCUGUCACCGCAUUCCCAGUGCUUGCUCGAAUCCUUGCAGAGCUCAAGCUCAUAAACGCAGAGCUUGGCAGGAUUGCCAUGUCGUCUGCUCUUGUAAAUGACAUGUGUGCUUGGGUUCUCUUAGCUUUAGCCAUUGCCUUGUCUGAGAACAAAUCUAAUUCUUCUUUGGCUUCCCUCUGGGUGAUACUUUCAAGCGUAGCAUUUGUGGUGUGUUGCAUUUUUGUUGUCCGGCCCUCAAUCUCUUGGAUGGUUCGGAGAACCCCAGAGGGAGAAAACUUCAGUGAAUUCUGUAUAUGUCUUAUUCUAACUGGGGUUAUGAUCUCCGGCUUCAUUACAGAUGCUAUUGGAACACACUCUGUCUUUGGAGCUUUCAUCUUUGGCCUGGUAGUUCCAAAUGGACCGCUUGGAAUUACUCUCAUAGAAAAGCUUGAGGACUUCGUCUCGGGGCUUCUGCUCCCUCUCUUUUUCGCCAUUAGCGGGCUCAAGACUAACAUAUCAGCUAUCAAGGAUUCCUCCACCUGGGGAAUUCUAAUGAUUGUCAUUGUUCUUGCCUGUGCCGGGAAGAUUGCUGGAACUGUCGUUGUUUCAAUCUUUUAUGACAUGUCGUUACGUGAAGGCAUUACUCUUGGCUUGCUCAUGAACACAAAAGGCCUUGUUGAAAUGAUUGUCCUCAAUGUUGGGAAGGACCAGGAGGUGCUAGAUGAUGAGGCAUUUGCAAUCAUGGUGGUCGUAGCCGUAGUUAUGACCGGAAUCAUCACGCCUAUUGUAACAUCAAUUUACAAGCCGGCAAGGAAGUUUGUACCAUACAAACGGCGUACCAUCCAAGGUUCGAAAUCAGAUUCGGAAUUACGAGUACUUGUGUGCAUCCACACCCCUCGAAAUGUUCCAACCAUAAUCAAUCUCCUCGAAGCUUCUUACCCAACAAAAAAAUCCCCAAUAUGCGUCUACGUGCUCCACUUAGUUGAACUCACGGGUCGCGCAUCCGCCAUGCUCAUAGUCCAUAACACCCGAAAAUCAGGCCGACCAGCCCUCAACCGAACGCAAGCUCAAUCCGAUCAUAUCAUCAAUGCAUUUGAGAACUACGAGCAGCAUGCUGGUUGUGUCUCUGUACAACCCCUCACAGCAGUUUCCCCUUACUCCACAAUGCACGAAGACAUCUGCAAUUUAGCAGAAGACAAACGAGUCGCCUUCAUAAUCAUCCCUUUCCACAAACAACAGACUGUUGAUGGUGGAAUGGAAGCUACAAACCCGGCCUUUCGAAUGGUAAACCAGAAUGUGCUAGCAAAUUCACCUUGCUCAGUUGGAGUUCUUGUCGACAGAGGUUUAAACGUUUCCACACGCUUGGCUGCAAACCAGGUCUCUCACAACGUAGUUGUGCUGUUCUUUGGUGGACCAGAUGACAGAGAAGCACUAUCCUAUGCAUGGAGGAUGUCUGAGCAUCCUGGAAUAAGCCUUACAGUAAUGCGGUUUGUUCCGGGUGAAGAUGCAAAUGAGCAUGUGUUGCAGCCUAAUGGUGACUUAAAGGACCCUGGGAUGUUAGCAGUGGAAACAGAGAAUGGAAGAGAUAAGCAACUCGACGAGGAGAUAAUAAACAAUUUCAGGAUAAAAAAUGAUAAUGAUGAAUCUGUUUUUUACACUGAGAAAGUGGUGAACAAUGGGGAGGAGACCGUGGAGGUUAUAAGGUCGAUGGACAACGUUCAUGACCUGUUUAUUGUCGGGAGGGGACAAGGAAUGAUAUCACCGCUAACGGCAGGACUGACUGACUGGAGUGAGUGCCCAGAGCUUGGUGCAAUAGGGGACUUGCUAGCUUCAUCGGAUUUUGCAGCCACGGUAUCAGUUUUGGUGGUGCAGCAGUAUGCUGGGAUGGGACAGCAAGGGGAGGCGCUUGGCACGCCUGAUAGCAUGGAGAUGCCUAGUCAGCCGUUCAGCAACAUUCAGCACAUCAACCGGCGGUCACCAUCGCCAAGGGGGCAAAAUGUGUUUAGCCCAUGA
Alnus glutinosa is the source of this 2509-nucleotide messenger RNA. Its product is annotated as cation/H(+) antiporter 15. Gene Ontology annotation, cellular component: membrane; endomembrane system. NCBI's taxonomy places the organism in Eukaryota, Viridiplantae, Streptophyta, Magnoliopsida, Fagales, Betulaceae. The coding region runs from base 5 to 2509 and encodes 834 amino acids. The record is from RefSeq and is a predicted model, not a curated record. Gene Ontology annotation, molecular function: antiporter activity. The transcript has 4 exons. Gene Ontology annotation, biological process: regulation of pH; proton transmembrane transport.